Molecule: messenger RNA, 285 nt
Organism: Cariama cristata (Red-legged seriema)
Lineage: Eukaryota; Metazoa; Chordata; Aves; Cariamiformes; Cariamidae
Product: breast carcinoma-amplified sequence 4-like
Exons: 2
Cellular component (GO): BLOC-1 complex
Source: RefSeq, a predicted model, not a curated record
AUUAGAAGUGAUACAUCAGAGAUCCUGGACGAGACCAUUCCGCUGAUUAAAGACAAGGUGAUGGAAAUGAACCACAUCUAUGCCAAAGUUGAUAAAUUAGAGGCGUUUGUUAAAAUGGUUGCACACCAUGUUUCCUUCCUGGAAGAGCAAGUGCUUGAAGCAGAGAAGAGCCAUGGCACCCUUCUUAAUACUGUUUGCAAAUUAUUUCAGUGUGCAACUAUCUCAUUUAAAAACGUGAGUAUUUGUAAAGUUGCUUCCAGCAGAUGGGAAAGUGAUGUUAAAUAA